GGAAAAGUCACCCGGGAAGAGCUAUUCAUCACCACCAAGCUGUGGGCAACUCAUCUGCACCCGGAUGACACGGAAGGAGCUCUUCGCGACUCUCUUCGCCUUCUUCAGCUCGACUAUGUUGAUCUUUACCUUGCUCACAUGCCGGCUUGUUUCAAUCAUGACAUGUCGGCGCAGAACCAUGAGGUAACCGUGGCAAAUAGAUGUGUGGCGAGGCUUGGAAGCGGUGAGCAGAUCGAACGUGUAAUGAAAACUGCCUCCGUGCCUAUUCAUAACUGUCAGGUGGAACUUUACCUCUACUGGCCUCAGCAUGAAUUACAAGAGGUUUGCAAGAAGCACAACAUUUCCCUCACUUCCUAUGCAUCAUUGGGAUCACCUGGACGUGUAAACUUCUCGCUUCCCGGAGGAGUAAAACUUGACUGGGCGCCUGCACCGAAUGCUCUAGAGGAUGAACAUGUGAAAGAGUUGGCUAAGAAAUAUUCUAAAACUCCAGCUCAGAUUCUGCUUCGCUACGUGAUGGAUCGUGGUAUCGCCGUCAUACCAAAGUCUGUAAAUCCAUCCAGAAUAGUUGAAAAUUUCCAGUUAUUCGACUUUGCGUUGACCAAGGAUGACAUUAAACUGCUGGAAUCCACUAAACACCGUCAGAGACUUUUCUUGCAAGAU
Ostertagia ostertagi is the source of this 660-nucleotide messenger RNA. NCBI's taxonomy places the organism in Eukaryota, Metazoa, Nematoda, Chromadorea, Rhabditida, Trichostrongylidae. The record is from the annotation of a GenBank genome assembly.